Molecule: messenger RNA, 1866 nt
Organism: Penicillium paradoxum
Lineage: Eukaryota; Fungi; Ascomycota; Eurotiomycetes; Eurotiales; Aspergillaceae
Product: cleavage polyadenylation factor subunit MPE1
Exons: 4
Coding region: 1-1866 (621 amino acids)
Biological process (GO): protein ubiquitination; ubiquitin-dependent protein catabolic process; mRNA processing
Cellular component (GO): nucleus
Molecular function (GO): nucleic acid binding; ubiquitin protein ligase activity; zinc ion binding
Source: RefSeq, a predicted model, not a curated record
AUGUCAUCGUCUGUUCAUUUCAAAUUCAAGUCCCAGAAAGAACCAUCAAGGGUCACCUUUGAUGGCACUGGUAUCUCAGUCUUUGAACUCAAAAGAGAGAUUAUCAGUCAAAGUAGAUUGGGCGAUGGGAGUGACUUUGAGCUAUCAAUCUACAACGAGGACACUAGAGAGGAAUAUGACGAUGAUACUACUAUCAUUCCUCGAUCAACCUCGGUCAUUGCUCGCAGAUUGCCCGCAGCACGCCCUGGUAAGGGUGGUGCCGCUCGUUAUGUCUCUGGCAAGAUGCCAGUGAACGCCCGUGGACCCUCUCGCACCGAACCUUCAAUGAGCCGCGUGAGACCUGGAAUAGGACAAUCUGUGAAUAGCAAUGUUCUUGAACUCAACAAUGCGCAAACAGAAGAGGAGAAGAUCAAUGCCCUGUUCAAUCUGCAGGCUAGUCAAUGGCAGGAACAACAGCAGGAAAUGGCAAACGCGACACCCGUCUCCUUCGGGCGUGGCAGGGGAAAACCUGUCAAUGUACCCGAUCAUCCUCCGCCUCCCGGCUAUCUUUGCUAUCGUUGCCGGGAAAAAGGCCACUGGAUUCAAGCAUGCCCGACGAAUGAUGAUCCUAAGUUCGAUGGUAAAUACCGAGUUAAGCGAUCAACUGGCAUACCACGUUCGCUCCAAACCAAAGUCGACAAACCAGAAUCCUUAGCCCCCGAUGGCUCCACCGAAGAUUCAAGAAAUACAGGGGUUAUGGUAAACGCGGAUGGUGACUUUGUCAUUGCAAAGCCAGACAAGGCAGCUUGGGAACUGUACCAGGAAAAGGCCAAGGCGUCGGCAGCAGCGGCAGCCGAAGCAAUAGCAGCAGAGGAGAGCAAAGCGUUACAAGCUCGAGGUCUGGAAUGCCCAAUUGACAAAAGGAUGUUUUUAGAGCCAACUAAGACACCAUGUUGCCAAAGGACAUAUUGCAAUGAUUGUAUUUCAAAUGCUCUGAUUGAAAGUGACUUUGUUUGCCCUGGAUGUGCCACAGAGGGUGUCUUACUUGAUAACCUCACUCUCGAUGAGGAAGCUGCGUCCAAAAUUAAGGUUUAUGAAGCUGAUAAGGCCGAGGCCAAGAAAGAGAAGGAGAAGAAUCUUGCCGGCCCAGAUGAUACACCUGUUCCCGAAGUCUCCGAAACCGAGCCCAGCGACCUUUCCACCAACAGAGAACCGGGCCCGUCCGAUCAAGUUCCAGAAACUACGCUCACACAGUCCAAGAAAAGACCUGCCGAAGAUGAGCCUGCCAGUCGGGAUGAGACUGGAAGCUCCGACCUAGGUAACGUGGCUAAGAAACCGAAGGCCGAUUCGAAUGGUCAGUGCGACGCCCCAGCCCACAAUAACAGCGCUCAAGAUGGCGCGCCAGUUAUCCCACCGGCAGAGUUCAAUAAUCAGGAUAUGCCCUUCAAUGGGUUUGGGCCAAUGCCUGGCAUGCCUAUGAUGCCUUUCUCGGCGCCUGGAUUUGGCAACGAAGCCAUGAGCUUCAUGAAUCCUAUGGCGAUGGCGUCCGCUGGUGGCUUCCCCCAUGCCAUGGGCCCAGGAUGGAAUCCCAUGAGCAUGCCAUUCAAUCCCCUCCAAGCUGGAUUGUUUGACCAGAACAAUGGAGGCAUGUCCAACGGAUUUCCUAAUAUGUUUAACGGAGAUCCUUCGAUGAUGUUUCCCAUGUCCCAAAACGGGUUUCAAGGACCAGGCCCUGGGAUGAACAAUUUCUCAAAUCAGCAACGGACAACUUUCAGCACACCAUACUCCCGGGAGGAAGAUUCACCGUAUUUCCGCCAGCCUGUGAAUCCGCAGCGUCACCAGGCUCGAAACCGACGAGUUCGGCCUAGUGAUUACCGGGAGCUUUGA